AUGGAAACCCAAUCUAUCCAUCAAGGUAGCUCUACGGCCCCCGGCGGUGAUUCCACACCACUGGCUAUUGAUUCUUUUCAUCCAAUUUUCUCUGAGUUCGGUCCACAUUAUCUGAUUGCACAAAGACUUGACGGAGAUGAUGUCUAUCUUCUGCAUGGAGAAAUCCCACCAGACGUUGUCAAAAAUGUCUCUUCCUACCUCCGAGGCGUUCACGAGUAUACGUUUAAGGAGUCCAACGAACGUGGCCCCGUGCAGAAUAUCCAUCCUGGAGCAUACCUACGACUCGUUCAUCUCUUGAGCCAGGCUUCACCUGGGCCCCUUUUCCCUUCUCUUCGAUCCUUGCGUCUCCAUGGCCCAGCAUCUCUUGAUCACUUGGGCUUAUUUUUGACGCCUUCACUCCAGACGCUUGAAGUGGUCCAUAUCCCUGAACAAGAUCAUGUCAUCGUUUCAAAUUUUCUUGAAACUUUGACGGAGUUUGGCAAUGAAUCCAAUCUGGGUGAAGUAACCUUGGGGCCGGGGACCAUUUGUGUUGAUUGGUGCAGAGCAUGCCCAAAGUUCGACAAACUCCACACCUUGAAGAUUGUAUACGAAUCUGAUACUGCGCUUGAAUAUAAUCUCCUCACGAUUUUGGGAGAUCUUCCGCUCCUUAACUCCUUCGAGCUCGAUGCGACACUGGCCAAACUUUAUCGAGACAGGACAUCGAUUCCUGUGAACGAAAGGAUUAUAGCACCUCUCCCUCGAAGAGCAUGGAGGAACGGUGUGCCACCUAGUUUAUCAUCCCACACCAUGGUACCUACGAAUAGGUACUCCCGUUUAAAGCAACUCUCUAUCGAGGGAUCCGUGGAGCUUACUAGAGAUCUACUGUCUCUCAUCGGCUCUCGGGAACUUCAGAAGUUGACCUUGCAUUUGAUAUCUUUUCCAAAUUCUCUGCAACACGACGCCUCUCAGUAUCUAGGUCUUAUCGAUCAAUGCUUAACCAAGUGGACCAAUAGUCUCGAAGAUAUCAGUCUGCAAUUCAAUCAGCGAAUGUAUUCACGACCCAAUUCGACUCCUACGGCACCAGCUAAUGAGACAGCUAGAGUCAUCAUAUAUCCGAACAUACCUGCGACCCUUGCUCAAAAUCUCGUAUCCCCAGUAAAUCUGACCCGACUCAGCAUUUCGGGAUUGAGUCUAGGAUACGCAGCACUCCGUAUGUUGCUCGUUACAAGACAGACGACACUCAAAUAUCUUGACCUUCCGGUCAAUAACGAUACACCUUGUUUGCAAUUGCUUAAUUUGCGAGAAAUUGCACUCGCCUUCCCAAAUCUUCUCAGCCUUGCUUGUGGAAUCGAAUUUAGUACAGGAUUACCCCGCACAGAAGACUUUCCGCCUCAUUGUAGCGCUUUAUCUCAUGGGCUAAACCGUCUCCUUCUUGAUCCUGUCGAUUCGAAUCUUCCAUCGACAGUACAGCAUGCCGACGUUGCGCGCUACGUCAAUUCUCUUUUUCCUAAUCUUACAUUAAUCUCUCCCUUUUCUCCCUGGAAAAAGAUUUCCAAAUCUCUGAAGCUUCUUCAGACAGUGAGACUCGACGACUUGUAUCGUGCUCCUAUAAUCUAG
Psilocybe cubensis is the source of this 1596-nucleotide messenger RNA. RefSeq lists its product as uncharacterized. The transcript is spliced from 3 exons. Bases 1 to 1596 code for a protein of 531 amino acids. Lineage: Eukaryota; Fungi; Basidiomycota; Agaricomycetes; Agaricales; Agrocybaceae. The record is from RefSeq and is a predicted model, not a curated record.